AUGAUCUCCCAGCAGUCUAUCACCAAUGUGGUUGCUUUUCACGCUGCCUUCACGUACAACAAUGGCGAAGAUUUACAAGAAAAUUUGUCGACCUACAACCUUCAAUUACAACAGGUUGAGGCGAGCCUUACGAAUGACCCUGGAAAUGAAGACUUGCUGAAGUUAAAGAAAGAUUUACAGGAGGUCAUCAACCUGACCCAGGAGCUUCUCAGUCAGAAUACAAAGACAAAGAAAGUUCCUGAGCACUCAACGGCCCCCACAGAUUCCUCCACACAGGCUACACACGGGAACGUUGUCAGAGAUGUUACGGCAGCAGGGACACAGGGGACAGUGUCUCAGUCAGUACCCGCACACGAGUGGACGGUUGGGGAUGAGUGCCUGGCACUCUGGUCCAGUGAUGGCGGGUAUUACCCUGCUGUGGUAGAAGAGAUACUGGAGAAUGGAGCCUGUACGGUGACCUUCCAGAGCUACGGUAACACAGAUCUCACUCAGAUUCAUCUGUUGAGGAAAAUCGAGGAGAAAUCAGAUGGUAAUGGAGGAGCUGGUGGGAAACCCAAGUCAAAAAAAGACAUUAUAGCCCAACAAAGAGAGCAGAAACGGAAGAAGCAGCAGAAGAAAGCACAAAGACAGAAGCAGAUGGAGGAAGAAAGGGAGCAGGAGAAAAACAAAUGGAUCAAUUUUACUACAAAAACACUCUCAAAGACAAGCAAAGGCAAAGUGAAGAAGAGCAUAUUUGCAACUACGGACACGGUUCAGGGACGUGUUGGCGUAGGCACCUGUGGAACAAGCGGACGACCAAUGACCAACUACCAUCAACAAGAAAAGUGGAAGAAGUCCUGAGAUACAAAUAGCGAAAGUGAAAGUAAUACAUUGGCAGAUAGUGAAAGUGGAAGUCAUACAUUGGCUGAAAAGUGAAAGUAAUACAUUGGCAGAUAAUGCAAGUGAAAGUGUUGCAUUUGCCAAUAUUGAAAGUGAAAGUGAAGCAUUGUCAAAUAGUGAAAGGAAUGCCUAGGUUAAACAUAAAUGUAAUGCAUUGGCAGAUUGCAAAGUGAAAAUGAAAUGACAACAUGUGUUAUAUGCUCACUUCAAAGGUGCUUGAAGCCAGUCUAGAAAGACAAAAAUUUGUAACUGAGCCAGUGAGAGUUUUAUUUCGAGAUGACCAUUUCAUUGUUCUUUUACGCAUCAUCUCUGCGGCCGUACGUGGGAAGGUCUGCCAGCAACCUGCAGAUGGUCGUGUGUGUCCCUCGGGCUCUGCCCGGUUUCCUCCCACCAUAAUGCUGGCUGUCGUCGUAUAAGUGAAAUAUUCUUAAGUGCGGCGUAAAACAACAAUCAAAUAAAUAAAUAAAUAUAUUUUACGCAUCAUUACUUUGUGUGUAUGUGUGAAUGUGUCAAUGGGUUCGUGUGUGUUUGUGCAGAUAGUGUUGAUGUCUUGAAUGCAGAUCACAUUGUGAAACCAAAAACAUUAACAAAUCAAAACUGCCAGAGUCCUGAUUUUUUAUAUCUCAUAGGUCCUGAGAAAAUUUGGGUGGGGUUUAAAUGCUGGAUUUAAAAUAGUAUAUGAGGAAGGACUUAAAGAAACAAAGUCACACAUGCUGCUGUAGGACCCUAUAUAUGCAGGAAGAAAGCUGGUAGUUGUCUAAUUGCCCUGUGAGCGAGAUUGUGUACUGGAACCGUGAUGUCUUUUAUAAGUAUUGGCGAGGCUUGAAUAACUGCAGAAUACUGCCCAUUAUAAAGGGGAAAAGGCAAAAGUACACCCAACUUCAUGGCUUCAACUUGUACUGUGUAGGUAAAAAUGAACUUCUGACAGGUAUCCACCAAACUGUUAGAGGUACAUGUAUAAACACGCCUGACAUUAAGCAGCGGGGCAGUGCUGCGCCACACUGCGCCGUAGCAACCCCAGGCUACCUCGGUUAUCUGAAGGAUCCCAGUCUCACUGCAUGUGACCAGAUCAGGGUGAGUCAGUGUUCAAAUCCCGUAUGUGCCAAUUUGGUUGCUGCUUUACAUGUGAGAUUUUUCAGGGCAGUGGUUUCUACAUGGCUUCUCAAGACUCUCCUGUAAGCUUGACAGCUAUCACUAAGUGAAAUAUUCUUCAGGACGGUGUAAAAUCUUAGUCAAAUUUACAUCAGUAAAUAAAUACACUGAUAAAGCUGGAGUUUGUUGAGCACAGUGCACUAGAAAUGUCUAGUGGCAGUGAAUGGGGUAUUUUUUAAAAUUUUAUUUUGUGCUUGUUCAGAAAGAAACGCCCACCUAGUCCGAGGUUGUGGCUGCUGCUAUGUGUGUGUCAGUGAUGUCAGUAUAUUGUGUCUGUCGAAUUUUAAAUUAAAAAUUUAGAAUUUAAAUGUCAGAUUUUAAAUUUCACAAUCAUCUGAAUAAUAAAAGUGAAGAAAAUUUUGAUUUCUUGUCCCUGUAUGUUGCCUGUAGAUUAUCAAAGUGAAAAUCAUGUAUGAUGAGUACAUA
Molecule: messenger RNA, 2457 nt
Organism: Liolophura sinensis
Lineage: Eukaryota; Metazoa; Mollusca; Polyplacophora; Chitonida; Chitonidae
Product: survival of motor neuron-related-splicing factor 30-like
Exons: 8
Coding region: 1-840 (279 amino acids)
Biological process (GO): mRNA processing; regulation of alternative mRNA splicing, via spliceosome
Cellular component (GO): precatalytic spliceosome; nucleus; cytoplasm
Molecular function (GO): RNA binding
Source: RefSeq, a predicted model, not a curated record